Molecule: messenger RNA, 916 nt
Organism: Triticum urartu
Lineage: Eukaryota; Viridiplantae; Streptophyta; Magnoliopsida; Poales; Poaceae
Source: RefSeq, a predicted model, not a curated record
ACUAGUCCACAAUAAAACAGUGUGCCAAGCCACAUCUUCGCGUCCAGGGCAGCCUGCGCAAGUUGACCGUGGACCCGUGGUGCUCGCCCAAGAACGGAACCGCCCGCUGAAGAGGCUCCAGCGAUGGCGCUGACCCGGCUGUUCAUCUCCCUCUUCCCGGUCGCCGUCCUGGCCGGACUCGCCUCCGCCUCCGCGUCGCCCUUCCUCCCUGACAGCGCAUUUCAGGGCAGCACCGGAUCUACGGGGAGGAGCUUGCUGCAGGCCAAGAAUGAUAACGUAUUCCAGGCCAGCACCGGAUCUACAGGGAGGAGUUUGCUACAGACCAAUAAUGGCUGCCCUAUGAGCUUUGAGUCCCAGGACUACACAAUCAUCACAAGCAGGUGCAAAGCACCACAGUAUCCUCCUAAAGAAUGCUGUGAUGCUUUCAAGGAAUUUGCAUGCCCAUUUGCCCUCUACAUCAACAAUCAAAGCACUAACUGUGCAGACGCUAUGUUUUCCUACAUCAACUUCCAUGGCUCGUACCCAGCAGGCCUAUUCGGCGCUGAGUGCGUCAAAGGGAAAGAAGGGGUUUCCUGCGAAGGCGUCCCAGGGAAAGGCACCGGCGUGGCAAGUGGCGGGCGGCGAGCUCAAGGGAGUUCCCGUUCUUUGGUUCCUAUCUUGUGUGGACUAGAAGCACUGUUGUUCCAUUGAGUGGUGAUACCUUGCACUUCUCCAAAGAUGGCAUGUUGUCAGCUGCAAGUUGUAAGUAGUAAGACUUAGAAUCAGUUUGGUUCUCCUUGGCGCUCUCUUAAUGUGGUGACUGGACAUUUGGCUUUACUAUGAGAUAUCUCUUCAGAAACCACUUGAUAUACUUGACUAAUAACCCCUCUUAUAAAUGUACUUGGUUACUACUAUGCCAAAUAUUAUAUUGAUAUCA